Electrophorus electricus (electric eel) is the source of this 2559-nucleotide messenger RNA. RefSeq names its product succinate dehydrogenase complex assembly factor 3 (gene sdhaf3). The record is from RefSeq and is a predicted model, not a curated record. NCBI's taxonomy places the organism in Eukaryota, Metazoa, Chordata, Actinopteri, Gymnotiformes, Gymnotidae. Gene Ontology annotation, cellular component: mitochondrion; mitochondrial intermembrane space. Gene Ontology annotation, biological process: mitochondrial respiratory chain complex II assembly; succinate metabolic process.
CACAAGAUGGCGGCUUCCAUGUCCGCCAUUUUGGUGGUUUAAAAACAAAUCGCCAUAAGAGUCAGCGGAUGCGCACCGUUUAUUCAAACGGUCUAGACGGACGACGACGUGAGUUAUAUCAAAGUCAUUAUAGGCGUAUAUAAUGUCAGCUUGGUGAUCGAUAAUAACCUAUUUCGUUCUCGCCGGGGAGAUAUGCUUAUUGACGGAAGGUCUGUACCAAUAACAUCCUCUUCGUUACGUGGUCGUAUUAGUUAUUUGGGUUAGCUAACCUGGCGUUAGAUAGCUCAGGAUUUGGCUGUAAUCGUUCGCUAGAGUUUGUACAGAUGUACUUGAAUUUGGACGCUACAUCCUUAGCUAAGAUAGUUAGCUGGCUACUUUUGAGUAGGCUAUUUCCAGGUUGCUAGGGGUUUUUUGUUUUUUUUUUGGUUCACGAGUUAAAAGAGAUUUCUUUAAAGUCGGAUGGGCAGCUAGCUGUCGCCAACAUCAGGAAUAUUUGGUCCAGUGUUAUGGCUAUUCCAGCUCAUGUGUCCAAGGUGCGCUCAUUAUAUAAGAGAAUACUCUUUUUGCAUCGAUUUAUGCCGAUCGACUUGAGAGCGCUCGGUGAUCAGUACGUGAAAGAUGAAUUUCGAAGACACAAAUCUGCACCUCCGGAAACAGUCAAACUCUUCAUGAAGGAAUGGGAGAACUACAGGGAUACCCUGCAGGCUCAGGUGCUGGAGGCAGCAGGAACCAAGAGUCCCAUGUUUGGGAGUAAGCUGUCCGAACAGAGUCUCAGAGAUUUUCAAGAGGAACAGAUCGGGCAGCUGUACGAGCUAAUGCUGGAGGCUACCAAACCUAACCAGCAGUUCCAUAUCCAGGAAGACAGCCUGCCUAAAUGAGAGCUCGCUAUGGGGAAAGGAGAGGCUCUGAAACUGCUGCACCUCACCAUAUGGGACUGCCUCACAGGGACAUAUUGUGAAUUGAGUGCUGUACUCUUUUAUGACACCAGCUGCCGAUAAGAUAUAAUUAUAUUAGGGUCCUGAUGUGCUGUAGUGUGUGUGUGUGUGUGUGUGUGUGUGUGUGUGUGUGUGUGUGUGUUUCUUUGCUGUAUUUGUGAGAAUGAAAAAAAUUAAAUGACAAAGGUACCUUGACUUUCUGUACCCUGAUUGUUUUCCUGGAAAAGUAUACAGCCAGGCAAAUUGUUAAAGAUAAGCACUUGAGGCAUUUAAAUCUUUCCAAGGAUUUGGAAAAAAGUUUGAAUCAAUAAAGCCUCCUUCACUUUAACUGAAUUACUCCAAUGUCUGAAAAGAUUUGUUAGGCACAGAAUAAUUUUGUUUAUAUACUUGUGUAACUAUCGAAGCUCAACAGUGCAAGGCGUGUCAGCCAUCUGUGAGAGGAUACAUUUUCUCUGCACUGAGCUUUCGCUAACACUGCAAUGAUUUAGCAAAACGGAGUUCUCAGCUAGUCGCUAGGCAGCUAUCUACUGCUACCAUGGUUUCUCACCCUCUCGUUGUAUUCCACUUUGGUGCCAGUUUUUUGCGCUCAUUGUGCUUGAGGUGCUUGAUAUGAAUGGAGUUAGUAAGUAUUGUCAACUGAAUAAUCUUUUUGUAUGCAUAAUUAUAUCCCUUUAUAUUUUUAACAGCAUUUAAAGCAAAACAUCCCUGUGUUCAGUUAUAACUGUGGUGUGAUUAUUGCAUAGAAUUCUGGCUGACUGAGUAUCUGAACAAUCUUAAGCUUCAUCACACAUGCAGUGACUAAAUAUCCAAGAGCUCCUUUAUUAUACACAGAUAAAGUUUCCUUCACAGAAUCAACAUAAACAAGAGCAAAGAAAGUGGUAUCCCCUAAUUUGAACACCACAAGUUUACCUAAAAAAGAAAAGUUGGGGAGAAUGUAUGCUAAUCAUGCUAUUUGUUUUAGUGUGUACCCUGAGUUGCCAGUAUAUUGUUUAGAAAUGGGUGGAUGUACAGCUUGCUGCGAACAGCCUUUUUUUUACCUCAUGCCAAAGAUGCUUGAGACGGUUGAGCUCUGUGCACUGUGCAGGUCACUGAAGCAAUGAAAAUGCCCUGUUUCCUGAAGCUCUCCAUUGACGAUACAUACCUCGGGAAGUGGUGCAUUACCAUGCAGGAGAUGUGUGGUUAAACCAUAGCCAUGGGGUGGAGGAAAUUGGACAACAACGAUGUUCAGACACUCCCUGCUGUUUACAUGUUGUUCAUUGCAUAUCUGCAACAUUAAUAGAUGAAUGUCCCCCACACCGUCACACUGAUGUCAUCAGCCUAGAUUGUUAGAACCAAACAGGAUGCCUCAGUGGACUAAUAUUGCUUGAUCCUUCCAUUAAAUAAAGGAACCGGGAGUCAUUCGGCCAUUCAUGGUUCUUUGCUGGUAUGAGCUGUUUGGCUUUUGUAUGCAUUUGAGAUAAAGUCCCUGAGUCUGAGAUGCCAUUCUGCCAUUGUGGUUUUGCCAUGUGAUUAUUAUUGUUAUACGCAGUCUUGUUUUUUGUUUUUGUUUUUUUUUAUUCUUGCCACAUUCAUUUAAUGUCUGAUCUACAUGCUGUUUCCAAUUACAGGAUCACUACUUACUGGA